Messenger RNA from Meloidogyne enterolobii, 174 nucleotides. The record is from the annotation of a GenBank genome assembly. Lineage: Eukaryota; Metazoa; Nematoda; Chromadorea; Rhabditida; Meloidogynidae.
AUGUCUUGGAGGCCUUGUGUCUGUUCUGCUUGUAAUACACACAUUGGAUGGUAUUUUCAAUCUCCAGAAAAGGAUUUUGUUGGUCUUGUUAUUGACAAUUUAAUAAGUGAAGAUUGUUUGUUUUUUUUAUUUUUGUUUAAAAUUUUUUGUCAUUUUUUGCAAGGGAUAUUUUGA